UUGUCUACAUGCCUCGGAGAGAGAGAGAGAGAGAGAGAGAGAGUCUCGUGUGUUCUUGAUCUAGGGUUUCUCAUUCAGACCAGACCAAACCUCCAUGCUUAGAACUACGUAGAAUCCAUCCUGUCUCUAUCUCUUCUUCUAGUUAAUUGUGCAAAAACCCAAUCCUUCCGAAACCUGUAUCUAUAUCCCAUAGUUUCAAUUCCCUUUCCAAAUUCUUCUUCCCAAUAAACAACACAGAAUUCAUUUCAAGCGGCACUAUAAAACACACACAAAUACAUAAAGGGGCUUUUGUAUAUAUACGUACAUAUGUGAAAAAUACUACGGAACAUGGAGGGAGGUGGAGAUGCAGAGUAUUCGAAGACGAGUCGGUAUGAAAGAAUAGAGAUUAAUGAAAGUGGAGAAGAAGAAGAAGAAGAGGAAGAAGAAGAAGAAGGGGGAGGAGGGGAGAGUAAGGCUUCAAGCAAUAGCACAGUGGAAGAGAGCGAUAAGAAGCCGAAGGUGCGACCUUACGUGAGAUCUAAGGUUCCAAGACUCCGAUGGACUCCCGAUCUUCAUCUCCGCUUCGUUCAUGCCGUUGACAGACUUGGCGGCCAAGAAAGAGCUACUCCGAAACUGGUUCUUCAGCUGAUGAACAUCAAAGGGCUUAGCAUCGCUCAUGUCAAGAGCCACCUACAGAUGUACAGGAGCAAGAAGACCGAUGACCAAUGUCAAGCCAUGGCUGAGCACAGACAUCUCAUAGAAAGCACCACCGAUCGAAAUAUUUACAACCUAAGUCAGCUUCCUAUGUUUCGAGCCUACAGCCACGACCAUGAUUCUCCUUUCAGAUAUGGAAAUGCUUCAAUGUGGAACUCUAGCUCUCAUGUACCGGACCGGAGUUUGAUAGACCAAUUGAGACCGGGUUUCGUCCGCGGUUCAGUGGUUAACAACUGGGCCAACAACAUGAUGAACAGAUCGUUCCAAAACAUCAGUUCUUCUUUAGUUUCCAGUCAUCUAGGCAUGUUAAGACAAAACCGAACUCAGAUUCUUGAUCAAGAUUCACCAGGAACAUUCAAGAACAUUCAAGAUCAACGUUCAGGAACGAUCAACAAGCUCGAGCUCCACCAUGAUAUUGCUCAAGAAACCGAUAAUAAUGCUUACUAUAACAAGAUGGGUAAACGCAAGGCAAGCGAGAGGAUCGAUCUCGAUCUCGAUCUUUCUUUAAAGCUCGCGAGACAUGAAAAAGCAUCAUUGGACGAGACAGAAAGGGAUCAAACGUUGUCACUGUCAUUGGGUUCGGGUUCGUCUUCGUGGAAACAGAGUAGGACGUUGAAGAAGACAGAUGAAGAAGAUGACAAUGGUACAGCGAAGAGGUUAUUGUCGUCACAUGAACAUGGGAUUGGAAGGGCAAGUACUCUGGAUCUGACUCUAUGAAUUAAUAUUAUAUAAUUAUAUCCGACAAAUUCUAAGUGAGAUCUUGAGGUACUUGCCCGAUCUUUAGAAAUCUGUACGUUGUUAUUUUUAUUUCUGUUUUUGUUAGAAAGGAAACAAAAGGGUCUGGACAUAUAUAACCUUUUUUUUUAUAAUUUUCUUGUUUGUUAGUGUCAAUUUGUACCCAUUACAUUAAUA
Molecule: messenger RNA, 1605 nt
Organism: Tarenaya hassleriana
Lineage: Eukaryota; Viridiplantae; Streptophyta; Magnoliopsida; Brassicales; Cleomaceae
Exons: 5
Coding region: 328-1410 (360 amino acids)
Molecular function (GO): DNA binding; DNA-binding transcription factor activity
Source: RefSeq, a predicted model, not a curated record